UCCAGACCGAGAGCUGGCCACACUGACCGUAGCCAGUCAUCAUAAAUACGAACAGAUUGGAAAAGUUACAAGAAUUGCGUAUUAGCUGUAAUAUUACGAUAUCUUAGAUUGAGAGAGAUUUGCAAGCGCCACCCACUAAGCUGCAACAUGUCCUACGCAUACUUGUUCAAAUACAUCAUCAUCGGCGACACAGGCGUGGGAAAAUCGUGUCUGCUGCUGCAGUUCACGGACAAGCGCUUCCAGCCAGUGCACGAUCUGACCAUCGGCGUGGAGUUUGGAGCACGCAUGAUCACCAUCGACGGCAAACAGAUCAAGCUUCAGAUCUGGGACACGGCUGGCCAGGAGGCCUUCAGAUCCAUCACACGCUCCUACUAUCGGGGGGCAGCCGGGGCGCUGCUAGUAUACGACAUCACGCGGCGGGAGACCUUCAACCACCUGACCACCUGGCUGGAGGAUGCACGCCAGCAUUCCAACUCCAAUAUGGUGAUCAUGCUGAUCGGCAACAAGAGCGAUCUGGACUCGAGGCGCGAGGUAAAGAAGGAGGAGGGCGAGGCUUUCGCCCGCGAGCAUGGACUGGUCUUCAUGGAGACGUCGGCGCGCACGGCGGCCAACGUGGAGGAGGCGUUCAUCAACACCGCCAAAGAGAUUUACGAGAAGAUCCAGGAAGGAGUCUUCGACAUCAACAAUGAGGCAAACGGCAUUAAGAUUGGCCAGCAGCACUCGCCCACAAAUCCAUCGUUGCCAGGCGCCGGAGGAGCCGCCGGGGCAGCCAACAGUGGCUGCUGCUAGGAGUAAGCUACAGAUGCCCGACUGCAGCUUUGGGAUAGACGUAGCCGCUUCUGUAAAAGCUCCUUUAUAGUGACUAACUAAUAGAAGGUGACCGACCGAUUUCUCGUUUUUGAUUUCGAUUUCAACAAUAACUAAUCACGUAAACAUAGCAACUUACCAGUAAACUAGCAAGCGAACACUAAGCGUAAUGUUAAAUCCAUAAAGAACCGGCGGCAACUGCAACAAACUGUAUUCAGAAACUGAAGCGAUCGAACCCGAGAAAUAAACCCAAGACCUACAACAUUUGUGUACUAUAUGUGAAUGUGUUGUGCGUGAUUUCUAAAUUUUACAAACCCUAUCGAGUCAUAUAUAACAGUUUUAUGUAUGUAUUUUGUGUAUAUUGAAAUUAGUUUGCUAGUUACUUUGUGCAAAGACCGUUGGUUACAUGUACACUGGGAUCUUGACAAAAUGAUGUGUAAUAUAUAAACAAUACUUGAAAUAUGUGAAUUUUCAUUGUGAUUUGUUUUCAAUGCUGCUUACGUUGGGUAUCUGCUCCUGCUUCUUUAUAUUUAUACAUAACAAGUAUGCAUAAUUUUACGUUUUCCCUUUCUCAACGCAUUUUUGCCCCCCCGUCUUUAAUAUAGAAAUAAAUGGGAUUACAUAAUUUACACAUUCGAAAUGCAUCAACAGAGGAUACAUACACGUAAAUGCUGCGAUUCAAUGAUCAAUUUAGUAUUUUACAAAGUUUAUAUAUUAAAUUAAAUUAACACGAAAGCUAAGACAAAACGAAAGAUACAACUGUAAACGCAAAUCAAAUUAUUUAUAAUAUUUGUAUUUGCUAAAACACAAUGCAGAAUAAUAAAUAAACAUACAAUAUACAUACAUAUAUUACAAAGGAAA
Drosophila kikkawai is the source of this 1668-nucleotide messenger RNA. It is a transcript of the gene Rab2, whose product is annotated as RAS oncogene family member Rab2. Gene Ontology annotation, molecular function: GTP binding; GTPase activity. The record is from RefSeq and is a predicted model, not a curated record. Lineage: Eukaryota; Metazoa; Arthropoda; Insecta; Diptera; Drosophilidae. Gene Ontology annotation, biological process: vesicle-mediated transport. Gene Ontology annotation, cellular component: Golgi apparatus.